CGCGCGCGCCGCCGCCCCACGCGCGCGCCCCGCGCGGCUUAAAUAGCGGCGGGGGAGGCCGCACUCGGUCUCAGUCGCUGCAGCCGCCGGCCUUUCGCUCCGCUCCGCUCGCUCUCGCUCUCUGCGCCCCGCCGCCUCCCAGGUCGCCAUGGAAGAGGAGAUCGCCGCACUGGUCAUCGACAAUGGCUCCGGCAUGUGCAAGGCCGGCUUCGCGGGGGACGACGCCCCCCGCGCCGUGUUCCCCUCCAUCGUCGGGCGCCCUCGGCACCAGGGAGUCAUGGUGGGCAUGGGGCAGAAGGACAGCUACGUGGGCGACGAGGCCCAGAGCAAGCGCGGCAUCCUGACCCUCAAGUACCCCAUCGAGCACGGCAUCGUCACCAACUGGGACGACAUGGAGAAGAUCUGGCACCACACCUUCUACAACGAGCUGCGCGUGGCCCCCGAGGAGCACCCGGUGCUGCUGACCGAGGCGCCCCUGAACCCCAAGGCCAACCGUGAGAAGAUGACCCAGAUCAUGUUCGAGACCUUCAACACCCCCGCCAUGUACGUGGCCAUCCAGGCCGUGCUGUCCCUGUACGCUUCCGGCCGCACCACGGGCAUCGUCAUGGACUCCGGGGACGGGGUCACACACACGGUGCCCAUCUACGAGGGCUACGCCCUCCCCCACGCCAUCCUGCGUCUGGACCUGGCGGGCCGGGACCUGACCGACUACCUCAUGAAGAUCCUCACCGAGCGCGGCUACAGCUUCACCACCACGGCCGAGCGGGAGAUCGUGCGCGACAUCAAGGAGAAGCUGUGCUACGUCGCCCUGGACUUCGAGCAGGAGAUGGCCACCGCCGCCUCCAGCUCCUCCCUGGAGAAGAGCUACGAGCUGCCCGACGGGCAGGUCAUCACCAUCGGCAACGAGCGGUUCCGCUGCCCCGAGGCCCUCUUCCAGCCCUCCUUCCUGGGCAUGGAGUCCUGCGGCAUCCACGAGACCACCUUCAACUCCAUCAUGAAGUGUGACGUGGACAUCCGGAAGGACCUCUACGCCAACACGGUGCUGUCUGGCGGGACCACCAUGUACCCCGGCAUCGCCGACAGGAUGCAGAAGGAGAUCACGGCCCUGGCCCCCAGCACGAUGAAGAUCAAGAUCAUCGCGCCGCCGGAGCGCAAGUACUCUGUGUGGAUCGGCGGCUCCAUCCUGGCCUCGCUGUCCACCUUCCAGCAGAUGUGGAUCAGCAAGCAGGAGUACGAUGAGUCGGGCCCCUCCAUCGUCCACCGCAAGUGCUUCUAAGCGGACUGCGGGCAGUGGUAGCGUCUGCUGCAUGAGUGGAGUCUCCGUUUGCCCUGCACAGGCACGCCUCAUGCCGGCCCGAAACUGGAACGCCUUCGAAAAGAAACGUCCUUGAAGCCUGUCUCUGAGCUCAGCACUGGACUGUAGGCCUGGUUGCUGACGUUGACCUGUAUUCGAGUUACCCGUUUAAUGCCCUGUACAUACCUUUCAUGUAGCCCCUGUCCACGCCGAGACAACAUGUUUCUGCAGGAGAAGCCCAGGGCGCUGGCCGGGGGAGCUGCCCCUCCCAGGGGCUCUGAGUGGGGCGCCCCCUGUACCCCACCAUUCCACCCUGCCUUCCGACGGGCGGGGCUGGGAGGGUCCGAGCUUGGGGCCCACUUUCCUUUCUUAGUUGAUGUUCCUGCCAGGACACCUGGGCUGUUACUUGCCUUGAGUUGGAAAACGGUUUGCAUUUCCACCUGUAAAUCUUAGUCCUUUUAAUUUAUGUAAGGUUUUUGUACGCGAUUCUUGAAGAAAUGACAAAUUUUGGUUUUCUACUGUCACGUGAGAACAUUAGGCCCCAGCAACACGUCAUUGUGAGGAAAUAAAAGUGCUGCAGUAAAA
This is a messenger RNA of Pipistrellus kuhlii (Kuhl's pipistrelle), 1879 nucleotides long. It is a transcript of the gene ACTG1, whose product is annotated as actin gamma 1. The coding region runs from base 149 to 1276 and encodes 375 amino acids. The transcript has 5 exons. The record is from RefSeq and is a predicted model, not a curated record. NCBI's taxonomy places the organism in Eukaryota, Metazoa, Chordata, Mammalia, Chiroptera, Vespertilionidae.